AAAAGCAAAAUCGUCUCCAGUUUUCACGCAAUUUCCCGUGAAAAUAUCGGAAAAUAAUUCAAUUGCGACACACGAAUCGCGAAAAGAACGCGUCUCGCGUCGAAUUUACUUGAAGAAAAUCGUAAAAGUGUGAAAACCCUUCGAAAAAUCGACAAAAAUACCAACGUUGCUGUUUAUGGUCAAUCCAUAAAAAAAUUAUUUUUUUUUUUAUUGUUGCAAAAGAUCAUCAUCAUCAAUUUUUUAGUUUUUUUUAACACGACGGGAAAUCUAAAAAAAAAUAAAAAAAAGUGAAUUAUAUCGAAAAUCGAUUAAAAAAAGAAAAGUGUAGUGGGGCAAGUUCAAGUACCUUUUAAUUUCGAAAAAAAAAAUUAUUUUAAUAUCUAGCUACAACAACAACAAACACGUCGUCGGUCAAAUGUAAAUAAAUUCGUAAUAUGCUGAGAAAAUAGCGAGAAAAAUCGAAUAAAUGAGUAAAAAGGAGAUUUUGCAUUCGAUAAUGGAGCAGUUAAAUAGUGCGAAAACCAUUAAGGAGCGGGGCAAACAAAAGGCUGCACACGAAAUCUACACAGAACUGCUGGCAAAGGGCCAUUCCGCAGACCUGGAUGUCAUCGUCGACGAACUGCUGGAUCCCGAUUUGCGUAUCGAUGACAGCGAAAACAUUGAUUGGUGUCGUUGGCUCAUCGCCGGAGGCAAGACCCCGUCCGAGUUCAUACAAACAGUUCGAGGUUUUGACAUGCAUGCAAAAUGUGGCUUAGUCUGGGUGCCUCAUGUCGUGGCUUACAGAUGUCGAACAUGCGGAAUUUCGCCCUGCAUGUCAAUCUGUCGCGACUGCUUCAAACGCGGCAACCACAAAAAUCACGAUUUCAACAUGUUUUUGUCGCAAGCGGGCGGCGCCUGUGACUGUGGCGACACUUCCGUGAUGAAAGCCGAGGGUUUUUGCAGCGAUCACGGCAUCAGUAAUCGCGCCAACAAAAGUCCCGUGCCCACAGACAUGAUGAUUGUAGCGGAAGCGAUCAUGCCGCGUUUAUUGCUGCGACUUUUGCUGCAUUUUCGCACGUGUUUCGCCCCAUCUGCCACGUCGGAAGAUUAUGCCGCUGCCGCUAAAGACUGUGAUGAAUACUGCAGCUUGCUCAUGGAACUGAACAACAUGGGUGAACUCAUGCGAAGUGUGAUGACACGCGCGCUAAUUAACACCGAGCUGUACGACAAUUUUUGCAACGAGCCGUAUCCCAACACGAAAUUCGGCACACAAAUGCAACGUAGCAAUCGGCGGUAUCAGGAGGCAAUUACGAUGUUUUUGAGUCCCGAUCCGCCCGAAGAAUACUACAAUUUGCCGGCGUUGAGCGAGAAUAUUCAUCACAAAACGCUGCUGGAGGAAUUCACGUUUUGGACGUUUAAAUUUGAAUUUCCGCAGAAUAUUGUGUGUUUUUUGCUGAAUAUGUUGCCGGAACAGGAUUACAAAGAACAUUUAACGAGAACUUUUGUGAUGCAUUACAGCAGGAUCCCAAUGGUGUUGGAAAUGUCGAAAGAUCCGGAGACUUUGAGUAAUCGAGUUGUGCAUAUGAGUGUGCAACUUUUCUCGAAUGAGAGUCUCGCCUUGAAAAUGGUCGAGGAAUUGAGUCUUUUGCACGUGAUGAUCAUCAGUUUGAAACUCAUGAUGUCCAAAAUUUUGAUCCAAAACAAGUUACAUGGAACGGACAAAAACUGGCAUUAUGUGAUCGACUGCGCAAAAAGAGUCAUGAAGGAGCAUUGUUAUUGGCCCCUCGUAUCCGAUUUUAACAACGUUUUAUCGCACGAAUCUGUUGCCUUGGUCUUUCUCAGGGAUAACGACCUUAUCGAGAUGUGGUUUGAGUUCCUAUCGAUGUUGCAAGGAAUGAACGUAAAUGUACGAGAAACCGGCAGUCAUGUCGAAUUCGAGCCAAGUUCGUAUUAUGCGGCAUUUUCGUGUGAAUUGGAAGCUGCUGCUUACCCAAUGUGGUCCCUGAUUUCACAUCUAAAGAACCCGACGCAUGCCCCGUUGGCAGAAAAAUUGAUCAAAAAGUGUAUUGAGAGUUUACAAGACUGGUUAGAUGCCAUUAAUUUUAUGCAUCCGCGAAUUGAAAAGAACGAGAUGAAAUACGCGUCGUUUCAUUACCCGUUGCACAGAUAUUUGGCAGCUUUGGUAUCGCAAUCCGUCAAAACGAUGGGAAUUAAUAUGUCGAACGUGCUGCCAUCCACAGAGCUCUUGACUUUAUUGAUGAUGCAUCCGAUGAGAGUGCAGAGUUUGUUCUACGAAAUCCUAUCGGGGAUUUGGGUACGAAAUGGACUGCAGAUCAAAGGACAAGCAAUGACGUAUAUCCAGGCAAACUUUUGCAACUCCAUGGUCGACAUGGAUAUGUUUUUCCUGCAAAUGUGUGCAACCCAAUUGCCCGCAAACCAUUUUAUCUCAACCGCAAUCAGUUUAUUUAGCGUUUCGGAUUGGCUUGGCAUGGGUCCUCUUACGUCGCCGCAAGAAAUGGAACAGGAUUCGAUGUUGGAAGGGCUUUUAACGUUCCUGGCGACACUCGUUUCGUCUCGCACCAACUUGGGAAACGAAGAAGCGGAUCAAUGUAUCAUCGAAAUUAGCGCUUUGCUCGCGACCGGAGACAAAACGCACAGUCAAUUGUUGGAACUUUUGCCUGAACGAAGCGGAAAUGCCCAUACAAGGAAUUUCGAAACGUUUUUAAAGCAACUUUCGGUGUACCGUUCACCGCCUCAAGGCUCGGAAAACCUCGAACAGGGGUUAUUUAUCCCAAUUUCUGAUGUCUGGGAGCAACAUUACGACCCCUUGCAUGUCCUUCAACGCGCCGUUCAUCGUCGCGACUUCCAAAGUUCGAUGGAUCGCUUCACGAAUUACGUCAAACAGGCACAAAAACUGCCGAAAAGCGGAAAUUUAUGGCCCCCAUUCCGAAUACCGAAGAAAGUAAAGGCUCCCUAUACAGAUCCUGCCUGUAUUUUGACGUCAAAAGUGCUUCAUUCGAUGUUGCUGGGAAUUUUUUAUCGUGCCGUCAAUUCUCACAACAUUUCCGAAAACCUUCUUGCGUUGGCGGUAUUCCUUUUGGAAGUUGCUGUCGAUUUAAAGGGCGAAUCUGAGACUGAAGCAACUUGUACGACAGUCGAUUGCACAAGUGGUUUACCCUCGACAUCCUUUAGUGCGAAUCGUGAGACUCCGGAUUUGCUGAAUUGCUUCCCGAACAACAAUUUGAACGAAAAUUUGAGAUUUGUGGUGAACAAAAUUUCGUUAAGUCCGUCAGAACCGAAGUUUUCACCGGCGACGUAUAAUAAUAACACCCCCUUUGACAGCGAUAUCGAAUGGGAAUUGGAUUCGGAGCCUUUACCGAUGCUCGUUGGAAGUGUUUCUGACGCUGAUUAUUCGAACAAUCAAGCUUUAGCGCUGCCCCAAGACCUUUCUGUGGUGCGUGAAGGUUCAAUUGUUAUUCAUGGAGCCAUGUCAGAUCGCAUGGAUGAUGAUGACUUGUCGCCAGGAUCGACAACAGCAACUUCUUUACCUUCUUUGCCGAUGCCUCCGUCGAUGCAGGCGUUGACAACGUUACCAAUUGUUGAAUCGACGACCGCUAAUACGAUGAUGGAAGUUGCUUUGCGUCGUGAAAUUCCUUUCAUGCCGGUUAACAGGGAACAAAAUCAACGAAUAACGCCCGAGAUGUUCAGUUCGAGCAGCAGUAACUCGUCGGGAGUGAUUUUGCCUUUCAACCGAGUGCAACCUGUCGCUGUUUCGAACCGAAAUGUCGAUUUAUUGACAAAUCCAGGCACGCGGCGACUUACAAAUGCGCCUCAUAGAGAUAAGAGACUCAAUCCUGACGGUACAACUCCAACAACGCCGAAUUCUGAACCAGAUUCUCUCGUCAUUGACGAAUGUAUCUUGUCACUUUUGUUGAAACUUCAUUCGCAAAUGAGUGGAUGUCUCGAUAGUUUCUCGCUGGAAGAUGAUUCGAACGAUGAAACCCUCGACGAAAUGGAUACCGAUACGCCAUCGACGUCGAAAAAAGGUGAAAAUAAAGAAAACCCAAGUACGUCGCGCAUUGGAGAUGGUCCCUUCUUCAUUGGAAACCUUCUGAAAAAAAUCGCACAAUCGGAUCCGCUUUGCGCGAAGGCAAUUACCGACAUCCGACACAAGUUGUGGCCAAACCAAAGAGAGAGACAAGCCGAACAAAAGGCGCGCGAGGCCAAAGAAAAGGAGGAACGCAGCAAACGAGCCAAAGAACGUCAACAACGACUCAUGCAAGAGUUUGCCAACAAGCAGAAACAAUUCAUGGAGACGGCAAUGGUUACGGAAAUGGGCAUGGAGUGCAUGGAAGAAGACGAUUACGAGAUCGAGCAACCGCGAGAGAAGGAAUAUGACUGUAUAAUUUGCAACACGACGGGUCCGAGUACGGAAUCGAAUCCCAUUGGGCUUGUGGUGCUCGUCGAAUCGAGCAGUAUUGUCGGGCAUCGACGAAAAACUGACGAUACGCUUCCGUUGCCGGUGUGUGAUGAGGAUAAAACGCGACCUGAUCGCGAUGUGAGACUUUCGCAGGAGUUUAACAAUCGUGUCGAGCUGUUGACGAACAAAUUUGGAUCGAAUUCAUGGUACUUGUCUCACAACAUUGGCUGGGAAGGCGGAGUUUACGUUCAAUCUUGCUCUCACAACGUUCAUCUCAACUGUCAAGAUGCCUAUUUGAAGUCCCUCUACACCUCACAACGCCCCGCAAAUUUGAAUGUCGAGCGUGGCGAGUUCUUUUGUCCCGUUUGUCGUCAACUGGCGAACUCUGUUUUGCCCCUGAGUCCGCAAUUGGAUCGUUUGACGCCGAUGGUUCGGAUUCCAACGCCUCCCUUUUCCACUCUAGUCAUGGAAUUGAUGCAUCUCAUCAAGGAAAACAAACGACCGCCAACUACGACGAAAUUUUACGAGGCAAUGGGACGCGCGAUGGAAUGCAUGACAAACAGCACACAACGGACAAUUAAGAAGCACGAGCCAACAGCACAAUCCUUGUUCUCGUUUGUGAUUUCCAUCGCACGAACAAAUCUCGAAAAUGAGGUAAUUCAACGCGGAGGUUCGCUUUGCAUCUCCAACUCCAUUCGCUACAAGCCAAAACGUGAUUGUAUAGUUCCUCUCCUUCAUGUCCUGUCGCUCCAUGUUCGUCUCAUGAUUAACGAAGAACUUCCCGUGCGAUUGACGAAUGACGAUAGCCCUGUUUGGACACUCUGGGCGUCACUUUGUGGCAUCCAGCUAUACGAUAAUACAACUUUAGUGCCUUCACGUAGUUAUGAAUUAAUUCCGAUUUUGUUAUCUGAUCCAUGUGCGUUGAUGUUGAAGUUUAUUCUUCUUGCGCCAUUGCAACUUGAUCAAGGUAA
Culicoides brevitarsis is the source of this 5370-nucleotide messenger RNA. It is a transcript of the gene Ubr3, whose product is annotated as E3 ubiquitin-protein ligase Ubr3. The annotation marks the transcript as partial. The record is from RefSeq and is a predicted model, not a curated record. Gene Ontology annotation, cellular component: cytoplasm; ubiquitin ligase complex. Lineage: Eukaryota; Metazoa; Arthropoda; Insecta; Diptera; Ceratopogonidae. The transcript has 9 exons. Gene Ontology annotation, biological process: ubiquitin-dependent protein catabolic process via the N-end rule pathway; protein ubiquitination. Gene Ontology annotation, molecular function: ubiquitin protein ligase activity; zinc ion binding.